Messenger RNA from Diaporthe amygdali, 1998 nucleotides. Its product is annotated as het domain-containing protein. The transcript is spliced from 3 exons. NCBI's taxonomy places the organism in Eukaryota, Fungi, Ascomycota, Sordariomycetes, Diaporthales, Diaporthaceae. The record is from RefSeq and is a predicted model, not a curated record. Bases 1 to 1998 code for a protein of 665 amino acids.
AUGUGGCUAAACCAGCUCCAAACACGAUCACCAGAGGCCUCCAUCUGCUCAUGUAGCCUACACAUCAAAGCCAAAGUGACCAGCCCGUCAAAGUACGAUGCCCUGUCAUAUCGCUGGGAAGGUGGAGAGACGCAGACAGUGGAAGUCAACGGGGCCGACCUUCACGUUACAGACAACCUAUACGCAGCCCUUCUGAGCCUACGGAGGGAGUCUCACCCUCUUCCCAAAGUCCUCUGGGUCGACAGCAUCUGCAUCAACCAGGACUCCGGCCAGGAGCGCGGGGAGCAGGUUCCGCUGAUGGGUGAGAUCUACUCCAAAGCACACGCUGUGCGGAUUUGGCUGGGCGAGGAAUGCGCAGGGGUGGAUGAGGCUUUCAAGCUGGUGCGAGACUGCGGCGCAGGCACGCCGGAGGAGGUCGUGAGCAGGGUGCUGGGCGACGAGGAGGGGACCAGGGGUCUCACGAAAGUCCUGCAUCGGUCCUACUGGGGCCGCAUGUGGAUGUUCCAGGAGAUCGUCCUAGCGACCAACGCUAUGGUUCACUGUGGCAGCCACGAUGCGCCCUGGGACUACUUCAAAUGGCUUCAUACUAUCACGGCGGAACGGGCUUUCUGGUCCGAAUUUGAGGUCGAGCACACGUGGAUCGGCGACCUCCGCCAAGCACUAUUUCAGAUCUCGCAUUUCACAAUUCCUAGAGACGACGCUCACGACAUCAACGCCGUCUCUAUACCAACAAGGCGACUACAAUGCACGGACGCGAGAGAUAAAAUUUACGGUCUCAUGGGGGUCUGCAAGGAGCUGGCCAAGACGGUCAGAGUAGACUACGCAGCCCCUGUGCGAGAUGUAUACACGGAAUUUGCGAAAAGUCGAAUUGAGUCGGACGGCGAGCUUUACACGCUCCUCACGGCUGGAUUGUGGACCCCGGCCAACGGCGAGGAUCUAGGAAUCCCGUCCUGGGUUCCUGACCUGCGUGGUACGGCUGGAGUCGACACCCGCUACUUGGGCAGUGCUUAUCUUGAGACGUGCAAUGCAGACGGCGCUGGCGGCUCACGUCCGUUCUUUGCGUUCUCGGCGUGCGAUGAGAACACAAUCCUCGAGGUGGAGGCUUUGAUCCUCGAUUCUGUUCAAGCUCACCAAAGACUCAAGAACGAGGAUGAGCAAAGCCGUAAAACUCUCAUUGAUAAUUUUUGCCUCGGAGCAGAUGGGCAGGAGUUCUCUGCACCGAAACUGAGGCACUUUUUCCGGGCCAUCGUUCUCGAGAACUCAACAUUUUCCGCAGGCAUAAGGGUGCUUGACAAGGCACAGAGAAAAUCCCUACAGAGGCUGGCGCUCGGAUUUUUCGAAGACUUGCAGCAUCUCUAUGGGCCUCAACAAGCUUUUAUCGGAUUCUUGGAGACUUUCCGAGAUGUUGGCCUCGAGCUGUUAGACGAUCAUGCCUCCCAACUUUCGCCAGAAUUUGGCCCGGAGGAACUCCGUCGUGAUGAGCUGGAAUACCUGUAUAAGACAAAGUCGCACGAGGGAAGCCAAGGAUCGACAAUAUUCUCCACUGUCGACGGUUAUAUCGGCAUUGGCCGUUAUCCCCUUGAGCAAGGAGAUGUGGUAGCAAUCUGCUUUGGUUAUCCCUAUACCAUUCUCAAGGAUCGCGGUCAGAUCGGAGGAGCUUGGACGCUCGUCAGUUAUCCGGGAUUCGGGCCCGGCGCCAAGCUUGACUGCAAAGGCUUCUGGUGGCACAUAUGGCUCCACGAGGAGAUCCCAGAGCUGUGCGCCUUGAGUUGCAUAGUGGACAUGCAUCUUUUUGCAGUAAACGAGGCAGGUCAUCUCGGCAGAAAAUGCUUUCAGAACCACCGCAAAAGCAAGAGGAGCGAGAAAAAGACUAUCAAGACUGCCAACGACUGUGACUGCAGGCGGGCAGACAACCAGGCCCAAGUUGUCUUCCGUCUUUGGGCGCCAGCCCUGGUCCACGUCGAAUUUGCACCAUCACUUGGCAGACACUUGUACUGA